GGUGCGUACCGUCAAGAUGCUUUGCAUCUGUACCCCUCACCCCCCUGCAAAUUGCAAUUUUCAAAUUACUUUCUGCAAAUAGAAAAUUUACAUCCUCGCCAAUCUCCUCCUCUUUCUUAGCUGUUGUUGAUGUAGAUAAAACCUAGCCGGUCGCUGCCAAUGGACUCCAGUUUCUCUCUGUGUUUCCCCCUUCGUCUACACCUGCUCAUUUUUUGCCCUAAUUUGGGGUUUGUGGAAUCGGAUGAGUGAGAGGGCGGUUUUGGUUUUGUGAUUAUCGAGGUUGAUUGGUGCUGGGGGUCUGAGGUAUCGUGUUUUGAGAGAUUGAUCUUCCUUGUUCUGCAGCCAUGCCGGCGCUCCUCGAUUUGUCUGUAUCAGGGGAUGAAAAAAUCCGACUUAGCGGGUCGGGCUACGCUGAUUACAUGGAUUCAAGCUGUGUUUUACCUUUUGCAGCCGGGAGAGAUGUUUAUUAUCCUCCGUGCAAGAGGCUGCGGGUCACUGCCCCUUUUAUCAUUACCAGGGAACAGAAGAAGGUUGAUUCCGUCUUGAAAAAGCAGCAGUGUCACAGCUCCAUUGAUGCUCUUCCUGAUGAAUGUCUUUUCGAGAUCCUUAGAAGGCUUCCUGGAUGCCAGGACAGGAGCAUUGCUUCAUGUGUAUCGAAGCGGUGGCUAAUGCUUCUGAGCACUUUCGGAACUUCAGAAGUUGUUGGGGUGCAACACGGGAGUGAAUUAUUGAGAUCCACAAGGAUACCUCUUCCAGAUCUCAACCAAGCUGUUUCUUUUGAAUCAGAGUCGGAAUCUGAUGUUGAGACUGAUGGAUAUCUCACCAGGUCCUUGGAUGUAGAUGAAGCAACAGAUAUCAGACUUGCUGCCAUUGCCAUUAGCACUGCUGGUCACGGGGGGCUUGGCAAGCUGAAGAUUAGAGGAAGCAAUUCAACCUGCAUGGCUACUGACGUUGGCCUUUCUGCCAUUGGUCGGCUUUGCCCUUCACUGCAUACUCUGUCAAUGUGGAAGUUUCCUUUGGUUACUGAUGCAGGGCUCGCAGCUAUAGCAGAUGGAUGCCCCAUGCUAGAGAAUCUUGACAUUAGCCAUUGUCCCUUGCUCUCAGACACUGGUUUGAUAGCAAUUGCACAUAAGUGCCCGAAUUUGAGGACUUUGAGAUUGGAUUCUUGCUCUGGCAUCAGCAAUGAUGGACUUCAAGCUGUUGGUCGCCAUUGCCGGAAGCUGGUUUCUGCUUCAAUUAAAGACUGCCCUCUUGUGAGUGAUAAAGGAAUCUCUAGCUUGGUGUCUGCUGCAUCUUCUUCGCUGAUGAGGAUAAAACUUCAUAAUUUAAAUAUCAAUGAUGUAUCCCUUGCUGUCAUUGGGCAUUAUGGGCAGGCUUUAACUGACAUAUCUCUUGUAGCACUUGAGAACAUCACCGAAAGGGGUUUCUGGGUUAUGGGAAAUGCUCUUAACAUGGUAAACUUGACAUCCCUCACAAUCUCCAGCUGUCCUGGCAUUACAGAUUUGGGCUUGGAAGCUAUUGCCAAGUGUUGCCAACAUCUUAGACAUCUGUACCUCCGAAGAGCCUGCAAUGUUACAGACACUGGGCUUAAAAGUUUCACCAGUUCGACGAACAUACUUGAAAGUCUAAAGCUAGAGGAGUGCAGUAUGAUCACCCUUCAUGGUGUUCUCGACGGCCUUCUUAACUGCAAUGCAAGGUUCCGUAGUCUAGCCUUGGUGAAGUGCACGGGGAUCAGGGACAUUACUUAUCAUCCGAAUGAGCUUCCGACAUGCACCUCAUUGCAAUUCCUUACAAUACGGGAUUGCCCGGGUUUCACCAGCAAUAGUUUGGCUGCCGUUGGCAAACUGUGCCCCAACUUGCAACAAAUUGACUUGAUCGGCCUUGUCGGUGUUACAGAUGUUGGGUUUCUUCCGCUGGUAAAGAGCUUCGAAUCUCGGCUGGUUAAAGUGAGCCUUGAAGGAUGCACCAAUAUCUCUGAUGCAAGCAUUUCUGCUUUGGUGAAGACACAUGGAAGUUCAUUAAAGCUGCUUAACCUUAAUGGAUGUAAGAAGAUCAGUGACAAAAGCCUCUUUGCCAUUGCAGCAAGCUGCUUAGUUCUUCACGAUCUCGACAUUUCAAGGUGCAACGUCAGUGACAUUGGGGUUGCCGCGCUGUCCUCUGCCGAUCAGCUUAAUCUGCGGGUCCUCUCUCUUGCUGGCUGCUAUGGAGUGACUAAGAAGAGCCUUCAAUUCCUGGGAAAUAUGAAGGACUCGUUGGAAGGGCUUAAUCUUCAGCAGUGUAAGCUCACCAAUGCCCAUGGGAUUGGCUUUCUUGAAGAGAAGCUUUGGUGGUGUGACAUACUUACCUAAGCAAAGGUUGAAGAAGAGCAAAUAAAUACUAUAGAUUACUAAAAGAAUAAGAAAUAAAAGGAGAAGUCAUGUUCAUUAGUGAUAGCUGGUUCUUCAAAUAGUUUUUGGCUCUUUGCCAUUAUCAUUGAGAGCAGGCACCUCUCCACUCAGGUGAGGCUAGUUUUUGAAGGAACUGUUGGCCAUUAACCAGUUUUUUCAGACUCCUGUGACGGAGUUCUGUUUGGGGGUUCUUACCUUCAUCCAACAUCUGGUUCGGUGUUUUUUACCUCGUGCUGGCUUUCGGCUUUUGGGUCCUGAGAUCAGUGCCUUCCCUGCUUAUAGUGGCUUGUGAUAUAUUCUUCAUUUUGGAGUUUUUAAUAGGGUUGUGGUUAUGCAGAUUGUUGGAGCUGCAGCCUCAUAAGGCUGCUUUCUGCUCUGUUGUUUCAGCCAUGCCUCAUAUUUCUCCAUUGCUGGCUCUGUCUUGUCAUACGGUGUUGUUAUGGUUUGGUCGCAUGCCUGCAGUUUUAUUUGAACGCCUGGUUUCUACAA
This is a messenger RNA of Phalaenopsis equestris, 2876 nucleotides long. Its product is annotated as EIN3-binding F-box protein 1-like. The record is from RefSeq and is a predicted model, not a curated record. Bases 345 to 2348 code for a protein of 667 amino acids. Gene Ontology annotation, biological process: SCF-dependent proteasomal ubiquitin-dependent protein catabolic process. NCBI's taxonomy places the organism in Eukaryota, Viridiplantae, Streptophyta, Magnoliopsida, Asparagales, Orchidaceae. Gene Ontology annotation, cellular component: SCF ubiquitin ligase complex. Gene Ontology annotation, molecular function: protein binding. The transcript is spliced from 2 exons.